AUGAAUCAACAAGGACCAAAGAGUGCAUCAGAACAAACCACGAAUCGCGCAUGUGAUCACUGUCGCAAUCAUAAAGUUCGCUGCCUACCGAACCCCUCUGGCCCAUCGAAAAUAUGCCAAAGAUGCGCGAGAACGGACCGAGAAUGCGUCUACACGGCGCCCCAGAAAAGAAAGCAGAGGAAGCGGACCGACACUCGAGUCGCGGAACUGGAGCGGGAGGUGCAAGCCAUGCGCUCAUUGUUCGACCGGAAAACCAACAGUGAAAGUCCCGGGACCGCGCAGACAUCCAACAGGUCUGAAGCUCGCAACACCGGGAAUGGAUUUCAUCAAGUAAGGACGAACAAUUCUGCUCCUUCGUCGAAUGGACCUCCGAGUGAGACCCCCGCGUCGUGGAUGGAGGAGUACAGCGAAGCGUACCCGCGAGAAUGGAGCCCUCCCCCGUUCAACCUGGACUCGGAUGUCGUUGAUCGAGGCAUUGUCUCGAUGGAUGAUGCCAAUCGAUUGUUUCAGUCAUACAACGAGGAUCUCGUGCCUCACUAUCCUGGCGUGAUAUUCCCGGCCGAGCUCACAGCUGACGAGCUUCGGAAGACGAAACCGACACUCUUCUUGUCGGUCAUCGCUGCGGCGGCAGCAAAAACAGACUCUCAUCUCUACAGUAUCCUCAAUAGCGAGGUUCUGUCGGCGUACGCUCAUCGGACGGUCAUUCGGGGCGAGAAGAAUAUGGAACUCGUUCAGGCUAUGAUUGUCACUUCCAUCUGGUACUUUCCCCCUGGCAAAUUCGCUCAGCUGAAAUUUUAUGAGUACAUUCAUAUGGCGACAACUAUGGCGCUGGAUAUUGGACUUGGGAAGAAUCCGAAAUCUUCGAGACUUCGGAGAGGCAUUGGUCUGGAGUCAGAAGGCAUGACGACAGAACCUCUCGACGAGAAAGAGAUGGAGAAGAGAAAGACUUUCUUGGUUUGCUAUCUUAUUUCAACAGGAGUUUCAAUGAGCAUGCGAAGACCAAACAUGCUUCGGUGGAAUAGCUGGAUUGGUGACUGUCUUGAGACCCUGGAACGAAAUAGCCAAGCUUCUAAAUGGGACCAUCUUCUCGCCGCCUGGGUGCGGAUCUUAAAGAUCACAGAAGAGGUUGGCGCAACAUUCGCGUUUGACGACUGUAGCAAUAUGGCAGAUUUGUCUGAGCCUCGAGUACAGCUUACUAUGACGGGCCUGCAAAAAGUGGCAGAAGCAUGGAAGAGAAAUCUCCCCUGUGAAGUGUUCGAUAAUGACGCAUUGAGAUUACAAUAUUAUCAUACUCAAUUGUAUAUUCACGAGAUUGCUUUACACGAUGAUCAUCCUCCGGAAGACUUCCAACCCCCUUUCUCAAUCACAAAGGUCCUAUCAAUUCACACUGAUCCUCGAGCUUCGAAUUCCUAUAUUGAUGCUAUAUCCAUCAGCAUUGCCUCUGCUCAGGCUGUCGUUGACAUUCUUCUUAAUAUGGAUGUCGAAGCACUGCGAGCACUGCCAGUUUACAACUAUGUCCGGAUGUCAUACGCGCUCAUCACUCUCAUCAAACUUUAUGUAUCCUCAAAGUCUCCUCAAAGCAAAAUUGGAGCAGUUCUCGACCCUGCGAGUCUCAAAGUCGGCAUCUAUCUCAAAUCUACAAUUGACAAAUUGAUCAAGGCUGUGGGUCCAAGGGAGUGUCGAGCACCGUUCACAUUUCUAGGAAUGCUCAUGAGACUUCAUGGCUGGUACAAGAGUCAAGAAAAAGAGCAAUACUUCUCAAUCCCAGUCGUCCCAAAACAAGAAGACGAAUGCUGGCUGCCACCCGUACCGCGAAUUCAAUGGGACCCUGAUGCAAAAAAACCUCUACAUGGGAAGGAUAUCCCGUUCGGACCGAAGCAUCCGGGAUGGCAACCGUACAGCAUUCCGUCCGAAGAACUUGAGAAUCUGGACUUUGGUGAGAGGCCAGAUGUGGGAGACGAGAAUCAAAUGAGUUUUGAUCCCGAAGUCUUGAAUAAUUUUCAAUACGAGAGUUUGGGAGAUGUUGAUCAGUUUCUGAUGAUUGGCAGUGGACAUGGUUAUAUUCCUGGCGAUGACAACUGGUAUUUGACCGAGGACGCGCUCCCAAGCGCGAGUGUCAAUAACCCUUACCCCAAUCCGUUUGGGUGGGUGCAGAAUGGGUCGAUACAUAAUUCGUCAUGA
Messenger RNA from Mollisia scopiformis, 2181 nucleotides. RefSeq lists its product as uncharacterized. Gene Ontology annotation, biological process: DNA-templated transcription; regulation of DNA-templated transcription. Gene Ontology annotation, molecular function: zinc ion binding; DNA-binding transcription factor activity, RNA polymerase II-specific; transcription cis-regulatory region binding. Gene Ontology annotation, cellular component: nucleus. The coding region runs from base 1 to 2181 and encodes 726 amino acids. The transcript has 3 exons. NCBI's taxonomy places the organism in Eukaryota, Fungi, Ascomycota, Leotiomycetes, Helotiales, Mollisiaceae. The record is from RefSeq and is a predicted model, not a curated record.